Molecule: messenger RNA, 4672 nt
Organism: Colias croceus (clouded yellow)
Lineage: Eukaryota; Metazoa; Arthropoda; Insecta; Lepidoptera; Pieridae
Gene: knockout
Product: rho GTPase-activating protein gacK
Exons: 9
Coding region: 407-3427 (1006 amino acids)
Biological process (GO): positive regulation of transcription by RNA polymerase II
Cellular component (GO): nucleus; cytoplasm
Molecular function (GO): RNA polymerase II transcription regulatory region sequence-specific DNA binding; DNA-binding transcription activator activity, RNA polymerase II-specific
Source: RefSeq, a predicted model, not a curated record
UCUCGCGGCAGUCUGCACUGUGCCGCCGUUCGAAUAGUACGUGUCGCCCGGCGCCGCGACGCCGAUCCUCCGAUCGCGAAAAAAGUUUAACACACGAAACUUUCUUAAGACUUUCCUUUCAACACGAAUACUGUUGAACUGGAACUGUCUGUUUUUCAUCCGGCAAACGUUGAGUGACCUUACAUCAAACCGGAAUUCGGUACCCCAAGAACGAGUUUGGUCUCCGGUCCCGUGGCAGGACAUUCGUGAAGUGAGAACUUUAUUUUCAGUGCUGUGAUCAGUGUCUGUGACUGGAUUAUCCGUUAAACAGAUAGAUUUAAGGAGGACUAGUCCCCGCCUCUUUAGGUCGGCUACAUAAAUAAUAGUGCUGCCAAAAUUUACAAGCAUGCCGCCGCCCGUGUAAGGCAUGAGCGGGCGCGGAGCGGGCGGGCAGCGCUGCCAGCUGAUCUUGCAGCGUUGCCUUGCCAUCCACCUCACCAAGCCGGGCAACGCGCCAGAUGACUUCUGGAUGUACGACUCUGGAUAUCUGCUGUUCCAGAGCUUCCUCGCGGCGAACGCAAAAUGCUGGUGGGCGGGCGCACUCGCAGCUGCCACCGCGGAGCUCCGCUACGCGGGCUACGUGUCCCCGGGCGUGCUGCUCGUGGCCGGUGCGCCCCGGGCGCUCGAGACCGUCCGCGGGGCCUACUCCCGCUCCGUGCUGAAGCCCCCACCCACUUAUCUUAUCUGUGGUCUUGGUGACAUCGAGGACUGUAUAGUGACGCCGGCAUAUCAAGGGCAGUUCACUCCCUUACCUGAAGCGCUGUGUGAUUGCAUUAUGGACUUAACCUCUCAGGGGCAGUCAGCAACACUAGAAAGCAUACGAACGUCGCUCUCUUCUAAAUUCCCGUCCAUGCAGACUCCUUCCCAAGAGGUCGUGUAUGACACGCUCGCACAGCUAAUGCAGGAGAGGAAAAUAUACCAGACGUCCAGAGGAUUCUUUAUUGUCACGCCGGAACGCCGUCGCUCCCGCUCCCGCUCGUCUUCCCGCCACCACUCCACCGAGGACGAAUGCAGCUCGCCCAGAACCAUCCUCAUGUCCGACCAGGAAGCCCUUCAUCAGCUGUAUGGAGAGAUAACCACAGUACGGGACGGUGCGGUCACGCAUCAAUGUGUUCAGACCAAUUUGGCGGAUGUAAUAUGUGGAGGCAACCCGAACGACAAAAUUCUAUACGGCAGGCCGAACAAGCGCCGCAGCGCGUCAUUCCCCGCACCGCGCUCGCUCGACCGUCGUAAUUCCCUUCGAAUAUUCGGUUCGUCGAGCAAAUACUUGCAGCGAUGCGCAUCUACCCGCAGUCUUCACCACAAACAUGCGAACACAACUGACAGCUCCUCAUCCACCGACUAUCCACCUAGCGUAGAAUCUGCGUCGCCUAAGAAAGUGUCGUUGCUCUCCCGCUUAUUUAGACGAAGCGGCCGCAGCAAGCAGACCCGCGCGAUGAGCACAUUCUCUGCUCAGUUUCCACCGACGGAGUGGUUCAACUCGAAAGCGGUUCAUCUUCAUUGCGUUGCAACACAAACUGACUCUAAGGAGUCCUUGCAGAGUCAAACAUCAUACAUGUCAUCGUAUUACGACGGUUCGGAGAUAAGCAAUAGAUCAUCGACGCUACCAAGGAGGCACAAACGACACCUUUCCACUGAAUCCGGCUUGGCGGGAUCCGUACACUAUGAUCACUCACCUAUACGACAAUCCAGUCCCAGUUCUGGCAGCUUACCAAGAUCAUCGCUCAGCAGGAGUUCCACAAACAAAACAAUUUUAGACCAUUUUGGCUCACCACAAAGAAGCGAUCCGAAGCUAAGAGACAGUCCAAGUGGAAGUUUAAGAAGAGUUGAUUAUUCGGACAAUGUUAUGUCAACUAGCGGUCCUUCCAGUUUAGAGAGCACGACGACUCAUCGGACGCCCAGAAAGGAUAGCAGAAAUACGCACUCAGAUCAAAAUUCACCAAUGAAAAGGAGCUACCAUACAAGCGGUAGUAGCGGUCACUCCAGUCUCGAAUCACAUAUAUCUGACCGCACAUUGAAACCUUCACCUAGUCAUAGUAAUGGAGUGCCGGGUCUUAGUAGAGCCCAAUCGCUUGUGAAAGUUCAAAGCUUGCAGAGUUCUCCAAAGAGUCUCCAUAAAUUUCGCACAAAACCACCGAUUGUUGGUGGUGAAACUGUGAAAAAUGGUAAAAACACAUCGCCCAAUACAUCUCCAAAAAACUGCCCAAAUACACCCAAAAAAACCGCUACGCCUUUGCAUAACAAAAACCUAGGAUCUAAGAUAGAAAAUCCAACAACUGCAAUGCUUGCAAGCUCUAAUUCAAAUAACUCAAUAACUCUUAAAGUCACAACGAACACUAUACAUCAAAACGGCGGUACAAAUACGAAAGUCUACGUACAAAAUUCUCCUGUCCGAUCAGUUAUAACUUUCGAAAAUGGUAAAGUAACUGAAACGAGUAACGGAAGCAACAUUUAUAUUAUAAACGAUGAUAGGCAGGUGGUAUCUGUAUCUCAAAAUGGGAUAUCGAAUUCGACUUCAAAAAACCCAACUGAAACAUCCUUCGAUGUCUCUGUAGAAAAUAAUAAACAAAAGUAUAAGGACACAGAAGCAAUGAAAAUGCAAGAAAACAAAUUUAACAAAAAUUCGAUGAACGAAGCAAACAUGAAUAAUAACCGAAAGUUAUCAUUGCAAAUUGGCGGUGCUACAAAUAACAAUAACAGUUUCAUAUACAAAAAUCAACUAAACAACACAAAUGAUGUUACAUCAAAUCCUUCUUCUCCAGCUAUUCACAAUAACAUACACAAUGUAGAGGCAACGCCUAAUAGCAAUCCUUCGACACCUACCAAAAGCUAUGAUAAUAUAAUUGGGUCAUUAGGCAGUUUGAGGUACCAAAAAAACUCACUCUCAUCAGCCAACAGUGGUAUGCAAACGAACAUAAAUUCGAACAGCGAACUUAAAAGCGUCGACUUGUUGAAAAAAGCAGCGGCUUUACAAAUGUUGAAUGGUCUUCCAAAUAACCGAAUGAGCUCUGAAUCAAUCGCCAAUUUAUUAACAAAAGGUAUCGAUCCGAAACCAUCGGUUCUUGGCUCAGAGCCAAAUCUUGCUUUAAAAAACCAAGAGUCAAUGAAGGAUAACACAUCGACUGAAAAGAUAAAUUGCUUAGAAAACAAACAGAAGAGGUACAGUUUGAGCCAAGACGGUAAAAAAGAAAAUCAAGAUUUUUACAACUUCCCUAGCCUUAGUGACUUGAGCUUUAACUUCACUAGUUUAGCCGCACAAAAGAUUUUAAAAGGAGUCAGCAUAAACAGUGUGGAUACGUUAGUUGAACUAAAUAUGGCCGCAAACAAUACGGACAAACCAAACAAUCGUGACGUCACGCCUGUGUGCACAGAUUUUGGCCUUGUAUAGUGUCUUAAUAUUAUAAUAUUGUUAAAAUGUACAAUAGUAGACUUAUAAUAUCAUCUAAGUUAGAUAUAACGUAUUCGUAACAAAUUUAGAUUACACCCUAUGUAAUAUUUAGUUCAAACUUUGUACUCAUUUGAAUUUUGUACUCCCCACUUAUCCUAUUAUUCUUUAGAUACCUAUUAUCAUUGAUAAAGAAAACUUUAAGAUACAUAGUUACACAUUCGAAGCCUUAUUGAUGUUUCCUUCUGGAAAAUGUAGUAGGUGCAUGUUAUACAAUCUUAUUACAAACUGUUUACAGUGUUCAAAUGGAGAUAUUCAUUAACACAUAAUUUUAUAAGAGGGAAUGAAUCGUCUAACUAUGCAUCUUCAGUUUGUUAUUAAUGCCUAUCAUGUAUCCCUUCUUAUCUUUUAAGGUCUUUACUAACUUAUUGUCAAUUUAACUUUAUACAUGCAUCAUUAUUCACACUAUCAUUAUUUUAAAAAUCUUGUCCAAUAAAAUGUGACAAUAAGACUCACUAAUGUGGCCUAAGAAUACCCAUCCAAAAGGAAUGUAGUGCCUAAUAUAAUCGAAUUAUUAUCCUCAGUAUUUGUAGUGUAAUUAUAUGUAUCUAUUGCACUAACCCCUAGCACAUAUCUAAAAAUAUCACUUAGAAUGUAAAGUACCUUUCACACAUCUGCACUUCUUUUCGUGCCAUCACAUUUCCAGUGAAGUCGAGUACAAACUAGGAUAUCUAUCCCCGCGAAAACAGAUUCAAUUUUAUUGGAUAGGGAGGUGAAGGGUGAUUCAGACCUGAUAGUGUAUUGGAGUGCUAGAAGUGCACUUUGUUAGAAAUUUAUAUAAAUAAUUACAUUCUUAAAAAAACUUGGGACAAUUUUUCAUUUGUGUCGCAACAACUGUCCAUAAGUGGUUCUCUGAAGACGUCACAUAAUUUUAUUCCCAUUUAGUACACAACAAAACUUUACUACUACUUCAAAAUGCACUUCCAUUGCCUCCAAAACACAUGCAAAUGUGAAUCAUGCAUAAAGUAUGUCAUGUUUAAGUGCCAUAAACAAUAAUGUAAACGUGAGAUGAAUCAGGCAUUGGGAUUGGAAUAUUGGUAUUAUUUUAUGUUGGUCCGUACUUAGUGCGAGACAAUGGGUAAUAUUUAUUCAUUAGAAAAUAUAAUCAAAAGUCAAUGCAUAUUAGUGUAAGUAAGAGUUCAGUUACGCCAUUUGUAAAAAUGUAUUAACAAUAUAAGUUGAUGCUUU